This is a messenger RNA of Armigeres subalbatus, 1491 nucleotides long. RefSeq lists its product as uncharacterized. The coding region runs from base 1 to 1491 and encodes 496 amino acids. Gene Ontology annotation, biological process: DNA integration. The record is from RefSeq and is a predicted model, not a curated record. Gene Ontology annotation, molecular function: nucleic acid binding. The transcript has a single exon. NCBI's taxonomy places the organism in Eukaryota, Metazoa, Arthropoda, Insecta, Diptera, Culicidae.
AUGGUGAAAAAGCAGCAACGAACAAUCGGACCACUGUCCACGAACGAACUACAACGUGCAUCCACCCUCCUGUAUAAACAAGUACAGCAAGCGUCAUACUCUGAGGAGAUUCAUUUGCUGUCAAAAUCGCAAGAUCAUCAAAUACCCAAGACGAGCCCAUUACAUGGUUUCACACCCUUUCUGGAUGAUGAUGGAGUAAUAAGAAUGCAAGGAAGGAUCAGCAAAUGCGAGUACGCUUCGAUGGAUACGAAAAAUCCCAUUAUUCUUCCCAAAGACCAUCAUCUCACGAAACUGAUUGUGACACAUUACCACGUGCGGUAUCAUCACUGUAACCACGAAACAGUGGUUAACGAGCUACGGCAAAUGUACUAUAUUCCUAAGCUAAGAAUUGUUUGCAAAAGCGUAAGAGCAAAUUGUCAACUCUGCAAGAAUCAGAGAGCUAAACCAGUUGCACCGCAAAUGGGUAGUUUACCGGAAGCUAGACUAGCCGCAUUUACCCGGCCAUUUUCAUACAUUGGGGUGGAUUAUUUUGGACCAACAAACGUCGCGGUUGGACGGCACCUUGAAAAAAGAUGGGGCGUACUUAUAACUUGCCUAACUACACGUGCAAUUCAUUUGGAGAUCGCCCACUCACUCAAUGCGGACUCCUGUGUUAUGGCACUGCGCAAUUUCAUGGCAAGGCGAGGUGUGCCGAUACGGAUAUUUAGCGAUCGAGGAACAAACUUCAUAGCAGCUUGCAAGGAGCUUGAUUCGGCAUUAAAGGAGAUGAACCAAGAUCAUGUGAUACGAGAAAUUGUCAGCCCACACACAGAUUGGGAGUUCCUUCCUCCAGCUUCGCCACACAUGGGAGGGUGUUGGGAGCGACUUGUGCGCUCAGUAAAAGUCAACUUACAAAAGAUGAAUCCACAACGUAACCCAACAGAUGAAUCGUUACGCAACACACUGAUUGAAAUCGAGAAUAUUGUCAACUCACGUCCUCUUACGUUUGUGCCAGUUGCUGACUUAGAUGCUCCCGUUUUGACCCCUAAUCAUUUCCUGCUGGGUUCAUCGAAUGGAUUGAAACCAGCAAUCCCGUUUGAAGACAGCAGUCGCAUACUAAGGCGAGCAUGGCGUGGAUCACAAGCAGAAGCGAACCUAUUUUGGCGCAGGUGGGUGCGCUACUACAUGCCGGAGCUAACUAAGCGAUCUAAAUGGUUUCAUAAAGUUAAACCGAUCAGCGUGAACGACAUUGUCAUCGUGGUUGACCCGGGGCUACCCAGAAACUGUUGGCCCAUGGGACGCAUCAUAUCGGUAAAGAAAAGUAAGGACGAGCAGGUUCGAACCGCUACUGUUCAAACGAGAAAUGGGAUCUACGAGAGACCUGCAACAAAGCUAGCGAUUCUUGAUGUGCGACGCGAUGAUUCGGUAAGCCAGCAAUCCGGCGUACCUGGGGGGGACUGUAACGACCCCUUGGUCGACGCGUCGCUUCAAAUUGAGGGAGCAGAGCGGUAG